Molecule: messenger RNA, 1832 nt
Organism: Candoia aspera
Lineage: Eukaryota; Metazoa; Chordata; Lepidosauria; Squamata; Candoiidae
Product: urotensin-2 receptor-like
Exons: 1
Coding region: 116-1156 (346 amino acids)
Biological process (GO): neuropeptide signaling pathway; regulation of blood pressure; blood vessel diameter maintenance
Cellular component (GO): plasma membrane
Molecular function (GO): urotensin II receptor activity
Source: RefSeq, a predicted model, not a curated record
CUCCCAUCAGCAUUCCUAUUCUUUCUUGCUGAUCUUAAGUUGCCAGAAGUGUGAGGCACAAAAUGUGUCUGUUGUAUUUUUCUCUAGAAUUGGAGUACAUUUUGGCCAGUCAGUGAUGGCAGAAUUCAUUGAAGAACCAUCAUGGGGCAAUUUCUCUGAUGAAGAAGUUGACUUUAGGGAUCAGAGUUCUCUCACAGGAGUUUUGGGAGCAAUCCUCCUUCUGAUGUGCCUCAUUGGGAUGACAGGAAAUAUCUAUACACUAGUGGUGGCAUUUGGUGCAAUGGCGAUUCGUUCAGCAGGUUGUUUGUGUAUAUAUAUUAUUAACUUGGCCUUGGCGGACUUACUCUACCUUUCCACUAUCCCCUUUGUGGUUUGUACAUAUUUUGCCCAGGACUGGUUCUUUGGAGAUGCAGGAUGCAGAUUUUUGCUUAGCUUGGACUUGCUCACAAUGCAUGCUAGCAUCUUUCUGCUGACGGCCAUGAGUUUGGAACGUUAUUGGGCAGUGACUAGACCACUAAGGGCUAGGAUUGUUGGGAACAGUUAUCACAAGGUUGCCAGCAUUGCUAUGUGGUUUCUCUCAUUGUUGCUUACCAUACCAAUGAUGAUCAUGAUCCAGCAGCGGGAAGGCAGAAGCCACAAACAUAUUUGCUUUCCCACAUGGACACCUGAUGCCUUCCGAGUUUACCUUACAGUUCUCUUUGGCACUAGCAUUCUAGGGCCUGGCCUUGUCCUAGCUGUACUGUACUCACGUCUUGCAUGGGCCUAUUGGAUUUCCACAAAAGCUAUGCAGCCUCAGGUCAUGGGCAGGAUGCUGAAACAGAAGCUGUUCUCCAGGAUCUUCAGCAUCAUUGUGGCCUAUUGGGCUUGCUUUGUACCAUUCUGGGCCUGGCAAUUAGCCAAGUUGUACUGGCCAAUGGACUUGGAGAUUGGGCCUACCACGCAGGCUUACCUCAACUUUGGUGUUACCUGCUUGACCUAUAGCAACAGUUGCAUCAACCCAUUCCUUUAUACCCUGCUAACAAAGAAUUACCGUGAGUACAUAUCAACUCAGUGCGAAGAAAGACAAGGCAGACAGUAUGUCUUCUUCAGGAGGGUGAGAGAUGCAAAACCCCAAGCAAAACUUGUAUCUGCAGCACAGGGAGUUGUACCAGACUGAAGAAACAGAAGAUAUCCAUUGAUAAUUAAUGCCAAAGAUGUUUGUAAGGUUCAUCCUACUCACUUAAUCCAAAAACUUCAACCUUUUUGGGUCUGUGGUCACAUUUAGAAUUUUGACAGCACACAAUAGGAACUCAUGCAGACUAGUGAGAAUGUUCCUGCUACCCGCUCUGGACCCUUAAGAUGCUCUCAGCUUACCUUUUCCUUAUUCUGAGCAGAUAAGCACACUUACAAAUUAAGCAUGGGCUGCAGCCACACAACAUUUUUAUUUUCUAGGAUUGCUAGUGGGGAUUAUGAAGACGUAGAAGUAUUAUUGAGAAUUAAAAAAUAAUAAUACUAGAGAGUGGGAUGUUGCUUUGAGGCCUAGUAAAUUCCCAUUUCAUUAUUCUUCAAAAUCAGUUGGGGAAGAGAAACCAGGUAGCAUUAUAGGAGAUAUCCAUGAUAAAUUGGUAACAAUAGGCAUCUUGCUGCAAAUGCUAGAUAUGUGUGCAAAAUGUAAUGAGUUUUGCUGCCAGUGAUUCAGUCAGGUGGCUAAAGGGGAUGGAUCAGCCUGGCACCUGUUGGCUAUUUCAGGCUGGUGUGGGGACAACCUUCCCCUCUGGUCCUUGGGCACUCUCCUCCAGGAUCAUUCUGUUUCAGGGAGACAGAGAAUCUACCUUUUUCAAACCAGGCUUUCC